Messenger RNA from Emericellopsis cladophorae, 219 nucleotides. RefSeq lists its product as uncharacterized. NCBI's taxonomy places the organism in Eukaryota, Fungi, Ascomycota, Sordariomycetes, Hypocreales, Bionectriaceae. The record is from RefSeq and is a predicted model, not a curated record. The transcript is spliced from 3 exons. Bases 1 to 219 code for a protein of 72 amino acids.
AUGCCUACGCAACUCGACAACAUGAUGAAGUCCAAGAACAUGGUUCUUGCUUUCGGCGGCGCUGUCACAGCAGCUGCUCUGUGGACCAUCUGGGGCAGCGAUAUGUUUCCUGCAGAGCAAGAUCCAACAGGCGACCCCGAGGGCUGGUCCCGAGAGGACAUGCGCAGGUGGCUGGCUGCCGUGGGUGUUCCUGGGUUUGGGCAGAGAGUUGUCAACUGA